AUGGCUAGGAGUCGCCUGCUUCUGGUGCUGCUUCCGUUGUUCAUGUGGGUCUCUGUCUUCUCAGCCGACAGUAGCAGUGGUUGCUGCAGCGCGGGUGGGGACAGGUCAGUAUCCAGGGAGUUCUUCCCCAUGGAAGGGGACGUCGCCUGGGUAGUCCAGGUUUCCGAUCUCCACCUCAGCGCCUACGACCAUGAUCGCGCCCGCGACCUCGAGGCCUUGCUCGGCCCCGCGCUGCGAGUUGUGCGACCCUCCUUCCUCAUCGUCACAGGUGACCUCACCGGUGAGCGAUUCUUAGCGUGGGCCUCUCAUCGGACGGCUGUCUCCGUUGAUCGAUGCUUUCAGUCUUGUAUAUCUUUCAAUGCCUGAAAUACUGAACAGAUGGCGUUAGCGUUUGACUUUUAUAAUGUAAAGGUCACCAUCUGUCCACGUCUAUUUGCAGCCUGGAAUGGAUAUCUGAUGGCACCUGAAUGACGACUGUUCUGUUCUUUACUAGCUUAAUCCUGAUGUCUGCGUAGAUUCAAAACUCGAUUUUUCAUAUAUUAUCAAUGAUGUUUGAUGCUGACAUUCUUCAUAUAAAUAUAAAAUCGAGGAAUCUUGAUGUGUCGGUGAAGAAGAAUAAUCAGGCUCUACCAGUUGACUUUCAUGUGGGCAUGCUGAAUUUAUGUACUUUUAAAUAAAGGUUAAUAUUUUUUCUGUCAGUUGUUCAUUAAACAAUAGGUUGCCGACUCUAUCUUCGUAUUCCUGGUCACUUUUUUUUCCUUGGGCCUGCAACGGGGUAAAAGGCCUAAUAAUAGAAACAAAUGAUGGAAAAAUAAUCUUAAACAGAUCCUCUGUCCAUAGGCGAAUAAAAAGCCCUUACUAGAUUCUAACCUACCUAUUCACUCAGUCAAUGUGCUCUCAGGCCCUGCAGGCAUAUAAAGGAGUUUUAUUCUUCAGGAAUUUACUCUAUAAAUUUCUCCCAAAUUUUCCAUCUUGAGGGGGGACAUUUGAUUGCAUGCUUUUGGUCAAGUUUGGGUAAAAAUGUCAGAUUUAUUUUCUUUCUCAGAUUACUGAUAGAUAUCUGCUCUACAGUUUCAUUGGUUAAAUCUUUUAUCUUUUUCAGGUUGUAUCUUGAAUUUAUUUGAAGCACAUAUCAUGACUUUUUGGCCACAGACUAGAAAUAAAGGUUUUUCUUAUUUUUGAUGCUAUUCAACGGGCUCAAUUGAAGCCCAUCCCCUCAUCUCCAUUGGUUUAGACCAAUUGGGUAUAAAUUUUACUGUCAUAUUUAUAUUUUACCACACAUUAAAUUUUUUUAUUCCUUCUACCGAUCAAAAUCAGUGGCAGUUGGGUAUGUAGUAUGCCUAUUCGUAGCAAGACAGAAAAAUAUUUAAAUACUCAAUGGCUUGACAUUUGAAUCUGAUAUAAGUAGUCUGCCAAGGCACACUGUCCCACAAAAAGAUGGUCAAUAGUUUUAUCAAACGCAAAAUCUUGUACAUCAGGUGGAGGAUCUGAGUUCCGCUAUAGGUGAGCAGGACUUCAAUUCCCUAGCUAGAGAAAAAUAUUGGAUUUUUUUUGGACUAAUCUCUUUAUGAUGUGAGCUUUAACCUAAUAGACUGAGAAAAUAAUUUAACACAGACAACGAGUAUUCUGGUCAGAUCAUCUAUUUCAUUCCUGCUAUCAAUUCUUUGUUACUGCUGUUGCUGCAUUGACAUCUACUGUCACCUCUCUUCUGAGAUAGUAAAGAACCUUAACUAGAGGCCUGAUUAACUCACAGACCAAGGGAAUUAUCCACUCUGUGCACUGCUCCUUUUGCUCACCUGGAGAAGUCAAAGGUAAUUUUCCACAUUUGGCGAAAUGACUUCUGAUCAUCUGGGCUCUGCUUGUUCCAUGGCCUUUGAAUGACGUCCUUGCUUAAGGCUUUUCUACUCAUUGGCUUUUACUGUCCCUUGGGAUUGUUAUACUGCUCCAUGGUGUCAAACUCUAGUGAGUUAGGAUCGAGCUCAUUGUACAUGAUACAAACCAUUUUAUCUCUUGUUUUUGUUCCCUUGAGAGAUAAAGCUUGGUCUCCAAUGUUUCCACUGGAACGAGAUCUUUGAGUUCAGCCAUUGUCCGAUAAGGAUAAAGUUCAAUUACCUAGAGAAAGAAAUGAUAUCCAGGGGAAAUAAUGAACUGAUUACUUUUUUUUUUUCUUUAACUUACAGGGCACUUUCUAUUGAAUGCUUUUCUAAUGAAGCUCUCCUGUUCACUCUUUUAGCACUCCAUUUUUCUUCAUUACCUCCCAACUGUCUAAGAUUAUGGGGUAUUUUCUUACUGGGAAUCUCUUACAGGUUCUACAUGCAUGUUGUCUUUUUUUGUUUUCUUUGUGAAAUCAGAUGCCAAAAACAAGGAACGGACGAGUACAAGGCAAGAUGAGCUUGAAUGGGUCCAGUAUAGAAAUAGCAUGGAUGCUGUGAUUAUAAAAGCUGGUAUGGGUGGGCGAAGAGUACUUGACAUAAGAGGCAAUCAUGAAAAAUAUGGAGUUCCCUGCGUUGGUGAUAAAUUGGAUUUCUUCUCAGUUUACAGUACAAGUGCCCUGAUGAAUAGAACAGGCAAUAUUCAGAGCAUAUCCCUAGUGGUAAGCUGAUUCUUCUUUUUUCGCUAAAAAUGCUAAGACAUCAGUGGCUAUUAUCUUUAAUUCUUUUGUAAAAGAAAGUUAGCAUUCUUUUCUGUCUUGUAUAUCUCAAUAUGGAUAAUAGAUUUUUAGACUGGUAGCAUCACUUAUAAAUUCGACUUUUCAUCGUUUUCCUAUCAAUCAUGCGGACUUUUCAUAUUCUAGUUUGCUUGCUGACAACUUCAAUGGUCGCUCAACGAUCUUUAGUAUGGUAUUAGUUGGUUGGUAUUUCAAUGGACGCUUGUGAUGAUCAUGAUUAUGAUCAUGAUGAAACGGGGUCCCAAAACCAGUGGAAGUAAGCUUCAAUGCAUGCCUACCCAAAAGUUUAUUGUAGCCUAAAAGUUUCGAAAAUAAUACUUGGGUCUUGACUAUCCACCCACAGCAUUGUUCAACCAUAAUAGGUGGGGAUUCCUUGAAAGGGUGAGCUCAUUGGAGAGAUCGCAUGUAAGUUUUCUUGGUGAUGUACCCUGUUUCUUGUAUUCAUGCUUCUGGGCCGAGAUAUGAAGUGAGCAUUUUAACUGCUGCCAAAAUGGGAUUUGCUUCUGGGACAGCAAUUUAAUUUUCUUUCGUUUUGCCUUUCUACAUCACAACUGGAGAAUGGGUGUCGAUAUCAAGGAGGUUAGAUAUAAACCUCUUGAUGGAAGCCAGCUUGGUUUGGAGAGGCCUCUAGAAGUACUCCUUUCCUCCGUUAACAGGUUUCCUCGUUUAGAAUCCCAAUUCCCAAGAAUUUCAUGUAGGGCGGAGCUCUCAGGGUCUGCUUUUAUCUUGCAGUUUCUAAGCCAUUCCGACACCUUCCUCAUCUCCACUCGAAUGUCACUGUUUUUUUCUAAGCAUCAUCAUGUCGUCAGUAUGGCUUCUCACCAAAUUGCGUCCCUUGCAGUCUUUCAACAGAGAAUUCAUUGUUACGGUCAUUCUUAGUGUUUUUUGAUAGUUCGACACAGCCUAUGGAUGUUUUCUGAUAGUUCAAAUGUUUUUAUAAGCUCUUAGAUCCAAUCUUACUUCCUUAUAACAGUAAUGUUUCCUUGAUAACUCCCCUUCGUGAGCUUCAUUCAUUUGUUUCUGAGAUAGGUAAGGUAGUCAUCACUGGUAGCUUCAUUUUUCAGCUGAGAAGCUCUUGGAAGGUUGACGCACCAAAGUGAGCCUUUGGAAAUAAUUCACCACUAAAAUUAGUUUAGACGUUGGGCAUUAUCAGUUUUCGUGCUAUUAUCAGAUUAUUUUUCUCUUCUAAACGUUGAUAAUUUUAUCCAGUGCAUUUAAUUGAAGGUUCUUCAAACGUGAUCGGAUCUAAUUAAGAAGCUUAUGUUUCCAAUUCCUGCGUAGUGACGAACUGAAGGGUUUUUAGGGAAACGAACUGAAAUACAUGUUCAUUGGCGUGGACGACACUAUGGCUGUCGGAUUGCGUGGGCCCUCGAACCUAUUCGGUCAUCCAACAGACUCGAUGAUUCAAACCCUGGAUGCAGAGCUUCGAUACUGGGAUGCCAAUCCUCUGGCGUUGACCGCGAAGAUUGUUUUUGGGCACUUUCCAAUCUCGUUCACUGCUUCUUCCAAGACCGGGAAUCGUUAUGAAGAAGUAUUCUCGAGAAGGUCAGUCUCUGCAUAUCUCUGUGGGCAUCUCCAUGCCAAGUUUAGUAGCCAGCUAUGGAGGCCACAUGUGGUUAAGGGGGUGGGUGAUUCCGAGCCGAAGAUGGAAAGAAGUCGGUUUUGGGAAUGGGAACUGGGAGACUGGAAAGAAUCCAGGUUGAUGAGGAUCGUCGCAGUUGACCGUGGCAACGUAACAUUUCUAGACACCAAAGUUAACCCCGGGCUUGAAGAUGAUCAUUUCCCGACUACCAUCCUCAUAACGUAUCCCGUUGACUCAAGAAGCAUGUCUCAGAUGAGAGAGGAUGGCCGGGUGGUGAGGAAGGAUAUCGAUGCACUUGUCUUCUCUCUCUACCCAAUCCGCAAUGUGACAGCCAAGGUAUACGAUUCCUCAAGGGGUUACAGGCCAGUGGAAGAGAUACCACUCCGGCGUGCUACCAAUUCCCUCUCAUCACAGCCACUGUUCUCUGCCAAGUGGAAUGCCGAGAACUACAAGAGCCCUUCUGCCGACCGCUACUUCCUACAGGUGUUUGUGGUAGACGGCGAUGGGAGGGAGACUACCAGUAUACUGAGGCCAUUCUCAGUCGAAGGGAGGUUUGCUCCAUUGCCCACAACAUGGUUAGCCUAUUUAGCCCUCUAUGUCCCCUGGGAGUCUCUCUAUGCAGUCCUCCUGUGGAGUAAUAUCAGCUUCCUCACAGCACUCCUGCUGCUUCCUAGAGUGUUAAUUCUUUUCAUGGAGCCGCGCAGGCCCUAUCAGAGCCAGGUUCUCUCAGCUUCUCUUUCUUCCUCCGCGGGUCGGAGGAGGUUGUAUUCUUGGCCGCUGUGGUUCUUGGUGGAGGGCGAGGAGCGGAAUGCUGUGGCCUUUUAUGGGCAUUUACCUGGUACAUUUGCUGUCCUUCCCUCGGUUCUGGGCAAAUGCGGCAUCUGUUGAUGGAGAUUUGGGGAGAAUGUCGGCCUUUGGGUGGACGAUGGAGCCUUCUGCUUGCCCCAUCAAGGAGGAGAAAUCAGGCGUGCCCGAUGUAAUAACCAUCACCCUGCCUUUCAUGUAUCUGGUUGUUACCCCUCUGCUGCUCAUAAUUCACAGCCUGUUUGCCGAAAGAUCUGCAUUCUAUUCAAAGAAACCCAGUGGGGGAAGACCAGACUCAGGCGCCUCCGCAAUGGUUUCCCAAAAGAGUAAUCUUGAUCGGGAAAGAUGGGUGAGGAUGGUGAUCUUGUUGGCAUGCGUGAUCUUUGCUUGCAUUCAUCUCAAGGUGAUUAUGAUAUAUUAUUAGUAAGUCUUUUUGGUAUUUUUUAAAUUUAAUUAUUUUUAUUAUAUUAACUUUUACCCUUUGAUCCAGACCCUUAUCGCCAUAGGAAGAGCUUAUGGGAUCCGUGAAGUUGCACUGUCUCCCGCCCUGUGCUGGGCGCCGCCGAUCUUCCUGGCAGCGGCCAUCCUUCUUAGCCGGUAA
Messenger RNA from Spirodela intermedia, 5655 nucleotides. NCBI's taxonomy places the organism in Eukaryota, Viridiplantae, Streptophyta, Magnoliopsida, Alismatales, Araceae. The record is from the annotation of a GenBank genome assembly.